CUUCAGCCUGCAUACUUUCCCUGUGGUCUGUGAAGUACCAAAACCUGGUGGUAUCUCAUGUACACUUCUUCCCUCAACUCACCAUGCAAGAAGGCAUUCUUGACAUCUAAUUGAUGCAACUUCCACCCAAAGUUUGCAGCACGGGAAACCAAUAUCCUUACUGUGUUCAUCUUUGCCACUGGAGCAAAUGUCUCGUCAUAGUCCAUCCCAUAAGUUUGACUAUAUCCUCUGGCGACCAAUUUGGCCUUAUACCGUUCCACCUUCCCCUCAGGAUUCUGCUUCACUGUAUAGAUCCACUUACAACUCACUGCUUUCUUUCCUGCCGGCAAUGUGGUUAGCACCCACGUCUUGUUUUUCCUCAGUGCUUCCAACUCUUCUAUCAUCGCUUCACGCCACUUCGGAUCUUGCUUUGCAGCCUUCCAAUCCUUUGGGAUUGACACAGUUUGAAGAGAGGCAACAAACACUCUAUAGGAAGGAGACAAAGCCUCAUAAGACACACAAUUUCCAAUGUCAUGAUCAUCAAAAAACUUCGGUGGUAAAGCCUUCUGUGCCGCUUCACGUGUCCCCUUUCGCAAUGCAAUAGGCAGUUCCACCGUGUCAGAUGAGCUUGCACCACUGCCUUGUUGCUCCCCCUGCACUUGCUGCUCCUCCUGCACAAGUGGUUGCCGCCGUGAAUAGACCAGACGUGUGUCAGAUGAGCUAUGCACUUGUGGCACUUGUGGCUGCCGUAGAGAGUACACUAGGGGAAUAUUCUGCCACCGAUCUGGAACAGGGAGCUGGAGAUUACCAAUCUGAAUGGAACCCACUGUUGGCUGGACCUGAACCUGCACAUCACCAUCAGUGAGAGUACCAACCGGAAUUGUACCCACAAUUGGCUGGACUUGAACCUGCACAUCAUCAUCAAUGUUAGUGCCCACAGAAUCCUCCUGAGUGUGAGACACAGCCUUCUCCCCCUCUUGACCAUCCUGCACAGAGUGUAAAUGGUCAAGCUCUUGAAACAACACACUUAGAUCUGUUGGCUCACCAUAGAAUGGCUCAGACUCCCUGAAGGUUACAUCCAUACUGACAAACCUGCGUUUCUCUGAGGGACACCAACAUUUAUAUCCCUGCUGACUAGAAGAAUAGCCCAGAAAAAUACACUUCACUGCUCGCGGAUCAAGUUUUCCAACAGAAGGACGGUGAUCACAAACAAAACAGGUACUGCCAAACAAUUUUGGGGGAACAACAAACUUAGUUUCUCCAUAUACUAGCUCACACGGAGACUUCAUGCUUAGUAUUCUUGAUGGUGUCCGGUUGAUCAGGUAUGUGGCUGUCAUCACUGCUUCACUCCACAAGAAUUUGGGCACAUUCAUCGUAAACAUCAAUGACCGAGCAACCUCAAGAAUAUGCCGAUUUUUCCUUUCCGCCACUCCAUUUUGAGGAGGGGUGUCUGGGCACGAAGUUUGAUGAAGAAUACCUUGAUCAGACAAGUAGGCCCCAAAUGUGUUGUUCACAUACUCUGUCCCAUUGUCAGUCCUGAUCACCUGCACCUGCACCUGAAACUGAUUCUUCACCAAGGCAUGGAAAUUCUGAAAACAGCUAAACACCUCAUCUUUGUGACGCAUCAAAUAAAUCCAGGUCAUACGAGAAUAGCAAUCGAUGAAUGUCACAAAGUAUUUCAUUCCAUUCAUUGAUACAACUGGGCUCUUCCAUACAUCCGAAUGAAUAAGCAUAAAAGGAGAUAUGCUCCUAAGCCCCUUACUCACAUAUGAGGCUCGUGUGUGUUUGGCAUAUUCGCAAGCAUCACAUGUCAACUUGCCCUUGCCUAUCCCACACAUAACAUCCGGAAAGAUUCUACUCAUCUUAUCAAAAGAUACAUGUCCCAUCCUACAGUGAUGGAUCAUCGCCUCCUUCUCCUUGUCCUCCAUGGUCGCAACACACACCAAGUCCGGCUGCACCUCCUGGUCCAUGUACCAGAGCCCCCUACGCCUGGUGCCAGUCCCAACUGUCUGGCUCGUCUGUCGCUCCUGAAUCACGCAACCAAAUUUGUCAAGGAUCACACGAUAGUCAAUUUGAUCAAUUAGGGCACUGAAGGAGACCAAAUUGACAGGAAAAGCUGGCACAUGUAAAACCGAGGAUAGGGAGAUGGUUGGAGUGCACUUGACUGUGCCAACCCCUACGACAGGCUGGUUUGUGCCAUCAGCAGUUUGCAUAGUGCCCGUGUGAGACGGAGGGUGCUUAGUGUAAGACUCAAACACGCAAGAUUUACUAGCAACAUGCUUAGAUGCUCCAGAGUCGAGAACCCACUUUGGAGCACUCCCAUUAGAAGCAAGAGAUGCCUGUUCUGGAUUACCUUCAUCAGUGGAGGCCCAGAGAGCAAAGUCUCCAUAGUCAACAUCAUCUGCAUCUUUGCCUUUUGACGUCCCAGUGUCUCCUGCCACUGUCAUGUGAGCCCUCUGAUCCCCUGAGUGUCCUGAGUAGCCACCUCUGCCCCUAGAAGCCUGACCCCUUGAGGUCCCUGAGUAUCCACCUCUGCCUCUAGCACUCCUGCCUCUGCCAGUUCCCCCUCCGUUGUAUCCCCUGCCUCUGCCACGAGUUGGACACGCCCACUUCCAGUGACCUGGCUCCCCACAGAUAUGACAUUUGUUGGGAUCGCCCCACUCCAUGCACUCAAUGACUGCAAAUGUCGAAGACGGCACAGCCUUCAUGUCUGCAUGCUCAAGAGAUAGCCGCACCUCCUCUUGAGACAUAGCAGCAAUAGUCUCCUCAAUAGAGGGCAGGAGAGGUUGGUGCAACAGGGAUGCCCUCCUGCCAUGAAAACAACCUCUAAGCCCCUCCAACAGUUUCAGCACAUGCCUGCGUGCAAUCCACUUGCGCCCUGACUCGAUGCAAGCCGCAUCGUAGAGUUCCAGAGGGUCGCAGUUAUCCUGCUCUGCCCACAAAGCCUGCAGCUCUGCCACAUAUGUCAUCACUGACAUGUCGUCGCCUUGAUGCAGCCAACUGAUCUUCCCCUCAAUCUGAGCAAUUAGCAUGACAUUGCCCUUAUCUGAGUACAAGGUGGACAGAGUCGUCCAUAUCACAGCGGAUGUGGAUAGCCCCUCCACAGAGCGUCCAAUGGGGGGCACCACCGAGUUCAACAACCAGCCAAUGAGCACAGAGUUUAUGACCUUCCAUCUUUUUCCCUCCACAGUAGUCUUGUCUCCUGGUUCAGCAACAACGCCGAACAAGUGCCCAUCAAGCUCCUUCUGUUCCACAGCCAGCAACGCCCUCCGGGACCAGCUCAGAUAAUUGGUAGCCCCCUCUAACUUCAUGUCCAUGGACGACAGUUCGAUCUUCUGAGCCACUUCCUGUCGAGGAAUGAUCGCCCCAGAUUUCGACUCCUCGAAGAUCUUAGCAAGCUUCUCGAAAGCCUCAGCAAGGCCUGUUGGCUCAGCCAUCUUCGGUCAGGAGGAGUGGAAGCAGCAACACUCAGUAGCAGCAACGGACACAGCCUCUACACACCCAACAACAGCAUCCCACAACAGCAGUAGCACUGACCACCACCAGUAGCAGCAAGCAACACCUCUUCCUCCCAAGGAACAGCAGCAGCAACGGCAGCUCCAUGACCACCUCUCCUACCUCCUCCCGCCGCCUCACGCAGCAGCAGCAGCACAAAAACUCCAGCAGCACCUCGCGCACUCACGCAAGCACUCCUCCUUCGCAUGGACAACACCUGUGCAGCCUUCAGGUCGCGAGUCCCUCCGUCCUCUGCCGCGUCAGCCCGUGCACGGCCGCGCAGGCAGCGCCGCACCCGACCACUCAUGCGCAGCAGCGCGUUGACGCCGCGACCGUCGUCGCCCAGGCACUGGCCCGCGCCCGCGCCUCGCCGGAUCCCCGCCGCCUCGCCGGCCGGCGCCGCCGUCCGUUAGGCCCCGCCGAACCUGGCCUCUGAUACCAUGUUGAUUCAGGGAGAGAGGAGUACCUGCAGCGUGAGUGUGAGUGUGUGUGGCGGCUCUCACUGGGAACGGGAGGACUGGAUGCCCCUUCUAGGGUUCUUUGUAUAAACCCCAGUGUGACGAGGAAUUGAAGCCAAAAGUAGGGAUGAUAUUUGAUGACAUUGCCUUGGUGCUGGAAUUUUACAGGACAUAUGCACACAAUGUCGAAUUUGGUGUGCGUCUUGGACAACAGAGGGUCGUAGAUAAUGUGCUUCAAUGGAAACGAUUCCUGUGUGCAAAAGAAGGCUUCCGUCCCGAGAAAGGUAUGGUUGUUGUUGAGGCUUCAAAGAAAAGGAGAAAGGUUAAAUUGACUAGAUGUGGAUGUGAAGCUUAUAUAUGUCACUCGAGAAAGUAAUGGAAAAUACAAGAUAGCUUCACUCAUUGAAUAUCACAAUCACCCUUUUGUGCCACCGAGCCAGCAAUACUUGAUUAGAUCCAAUCGUCAAGUUAGUGAGAGAGUGAAGACAACACUUCACGAUUGUCAAAAAGCUAGCAUUGGCACUGCCUUAGCAUAUAGGCUGCUUAAUGUUAGUGCUGGUGGUUUUCAGCAUGUUGGGUGCACCCGGAAAGACCUACAGAAUCACUACGGUGGACUGAAAAAUAAAAUAAGAAAUUGUGAUGCUCAAAUGUUGGUGGACCAAUUUGGUAGAUUGAAGGCUCUGAACCCUGCAUUUUUCUUUGAAUAUGAAGUUGACGAGGUCGGUACAUUGAUUCGUUUAUUCUGGACGGAUGCAUCAAGUAGGAAAAACUAUGGGCAUUUCAGCGAUGUCGUAUCUUUUGAUUCGACAUACAUCACUAACCAAUAUGAAUACACCUUUGCGCCCUUCACUGGAGUAAACCAUCACAUGCAAAGUGUCUUUUUUGGGGCGGGGUUUCUACUUCAUGAGACAGAAGAAUCCUAUAUUUGGUUGUUCAGGUCAUUUCUUAGAGCAAUGUGUGGGAUUGCGCCUAGAGUGAUCAUAACUGAUGAAUGUGUUAGGAUGAAAAAUGCAAUCGAAAAAAUUCUACCGAACACGACACAUAGAUUGUGCAUGUGGCACAUUAUGGAAAAGGUUCCAGGGAAGGUACGCCCGGAAUUGAGGAAUGACCUUGUGUUCUAUGAUAGGCUGAAACAUUGUGUGUGGAAUUCUGAAACACCUGCUGAAUUUGAGGAUAGAUGGCAACCUUUCAUCAUAGAGUUUCAGUUGGAGGAUCACGAGUGGUUUGCCAAAAGAUAUAAGCUUCGUGCGACAUGGAUACCAGCUUACUUUAUGGACAUUCACCUAGCUGGUCUACUCAGGACAACUUCUAUUUCAGAGAGUGCAAAUUCAUUUUUUAAACGUUUCAUUCGUCGCAAGCUUACCUUUGUUGAGUUUUGGCUAAGGUUUGACACUGCUUUGAAAUGUCAAAGGCAAAGUGAGCUGAUUGCUGAUAACACAAGUGAAUACACAACAAGUGAGUUGUUGACAUCAUGGGAAAUAGAGAGACAAGGUAGGGCGCUAUUCACCCAUGAGGUUUUUGAAUUGUUUCAGGCUCAGGUGCUUGCUGCCAGAGAUGAUUGUGAUGUUCAGCAGACAGAAAAUCGUGAGGGGAUUAAAAUCAUGUUUGUCAGUGAUCAAUACAAGAAGAUUAGAGAAGUGUGUUAUGACACAACAUCCAUGACUGCUAAAUGUUCUUGCAAGCUUUUUGAGUCCAAGGGAAUUGUGUGCCGUCACAUUAUUAGGGUAUUGAGGGGUGCGAAAAUAAAUGAAUUGCCAAGCCUUUAUAUUCUUAAGCGAUGGCAGAAAAAUUGCAAAAGGGACAUUGUCUAUGAUGGGGAAGGGAAUGUGCUUGAAGAAAAUUUAACAGAUCAGGUUGACAUUGUUGUGAAAAGGAAGAUAGUUGCUGUGAGGGACAAGCUAGAAGAUCUCAUACAAAAAUCCAAACGCUCCAUGGAAGGAAUUGAAUUCCUGCACAAUAGUUUGUGUGGCAUUGAGUUGGGUUUAGCCCAACUAGUUUCGACCGUGCCAUGCAAUACACAAGAAAAUGAGGAGUCGUGUAUUGGGAGUGUCAUUCCAAAGGAUGUUACCAUCCUCACACCUAAGGAUAUCAAUGCAAGGGGCACAUGCUCUAGAAUAAAGGGCCAUAGGGAUGGUGCAAGGAGUGGAUCCGGUGAGAAGAGAAGGCCUGGAAUUCAUCAAAAAGUCGCACGCAAAUGCAGCAUUUGUAAGGAAAUGGCGUUUCAUGAUGCAAGAACAUGUUCUAAGAAACAAAAAACAAAACAAUAGAGGUAGGUCGAACUGAUCAAGUCUAUAAGAGUCCAACCUCUCCCAGCAGGAAGCUCGAUUACCAGGAAGCACUAACACAAGGCAGAAUGAUAGAUAUUUUUGGUCUUGUACCAGCAAGACGCUUGUUGGGCGAUGAUAAUUUCAGUCUUUACCACUUGGUCUUGCCGGCCAUAUAUUAAAAAUGAUCUGUAUGUUUCAUGUAGUCAAGUACUCAAAUGCUUGCUGAGCACUGAUAAAUUCAGUCCUUAAUUUGUUCUACUUCCAGUUUGACAUGUACGUGUGGUCCUACUUGCCUCUUGUGAUGUGUUCUCAUGUACUCAAGUACUGAAAUGCUUGCUGAACAUCGAUAAUUUCAAUCCUUAAAUUGCUAUAUUUUCCAGUU
This is a messenger RNA of Triticum aestivum (bread wheat), 6581 nucleotides long. Its product is annotated as protein FAR-RED IMPAIRED RESPONSE 1. The transcript is spliced from 4 exons. The record is from RefSeq and is a predicted model, not a curated record. Gene Ontology annotation, molecular function: zinc ion binding. NCBI's taxonomy places the organism in Eukaryota, Viridiplantae, Streptophyta, Magnoliopsida, Poales, Poaceae. Gene Ontology annotation, biological process: regulation of DNA-templated transcription. The coding region runs from base 4580 to 6199 and encodes 539 amino acids.